CGGAGCUUGCAACCUGCCAUUUGGCCCAUUUCCCUCGUUUUUAUCGUACACUCACCUUCAAAAACCUCCUCAACUCUCACACUUCUUUCUCCAACUCUCUCUCUCUCUCUCUCUCUCCAGCUCACAUUCUCUCCGAAAUCUCCCUUGAUUUUGGAUCAGAACACGUCCAUUGUUGUUCCCAUUCCGGAGGCAUUUUCUCCUUUUGCUCUGGAAACAAUGGAUGCCACACUGCCUUUUUGCAAAUCUGUCACCUCAACUCCUGGUUUAUUUGUGGGGACGAGUAGAGGAAUCAGAGCUGCUUCCCAAUGUAGCUUUAUGGUGGGAAAUAGUAGAGUGAACUUUCCAAGGCAAAGAGCUGAGGGUGCACAAGUUGGAAGUUACAAAGCUAAGAAGCGUGGAGGAGCUCUCCAUGCUACAUGUCGUGCUGAGAAAAUUCUGAUUGCGAAUAGAGGAGAGAUUGCCGUUCGGGUCAUUAGAACUGCUCAUGAGAUGGGGAUACCUUGUGUGGCUGUUUACUCAACCAUUGACAAGGAUGCACUCCAUGUGAAAUUGGCUGAUGAAUCGGUUUGCAUUGGUGAAGCACCAAGCAAUCAGUCGUAUUUAUUAAUUCAAAAUGUUCUAUCCGCUGCUAUCAGCCGUAAGUGUACAAUGCUGCAUCCUGGAUAUGGCUUCCUUGCUGAGAAUGCAGUAUUUGUUGAAAUGUGCAGAGAACAUCGAAUCAACUUUAUCGGGCCUAAUCCUGACAGUAUCCGUGUUAUGGGUGACAAGUCAACUGCUAGAGAAACAAUGAAGAAAGCAGGUGUUCCAACUGUACCAGGAAGUGAUGGAUUGUUGCAGAGUACGGAAGAAGCAAUCAAGCUUGCCAAUGAGAUUGGAUAUCCUGUUAUGAUCAAGGCAACAGCUGGUGGUGGUGGCCGUGGCAUGCGUCUAGCUAAAGAACCUGAGGAAUUUGUGAAGUUGCUACAGCAAGCCAAGAGUGAGGCAGCAGCUGCAUUUGGAAAUGAUGGAGUUUAUUUGGAGAAGUACAUUCAAAAUCCAAGGCACAUUGAGUUCCAGGUUCUUGCAGAUAAAUUUGGUAAUGUCGUCCACUUUGGAGAGCGUGAUUGCAGCAUCCAGAGACGGAAUCAAAAGCUGCUGGAAGAAGCACCCUCUCCUGCAUUGACCCCAGAGUUGCGGAAAGCCAUGGGUGAUGCAGCGGUUGCAGCAGCAGCAUCUAUAGGAUACAUUGGUGUUGGAACAGUUGAGUUCCUUUUGGAUGAAAGAGGUUCCUUCUACUUUAUGGAAAUGAACACUCGUAUCCAGGUUGAGCAUCCUGUGACAGAAAUGAUCUCCUCUGUGGACUUGAUUGAGGAACAAAUUCGUGUAGCUAUGGGAGAAAAACUCCGGUACAAACAGGAAGAUAUUGUGCUCAGAGGACACUCAAUUGAAUGCCGUAUCAAUGCAGAAGAUGCCUUUAAAGGAUUCCGACCUGGACCAGGGAGAAUAACAGCAUAUUUGCCAUCUGGAGGCCCAUUUGUUAGAAUGGAUAGCCAUGUUUAUCCUGACUAUGUGGUUCCUCCGAGCUAUGAUUCCCUUCUUGGAAAGCUUAUUGUAUGGGCUCCAACUAGAGAAAAGGCAAUUGAGCGCAUGAAAAGAGCUCUUGAUGACACUAUCAUUACAGGGGUUCCAACAACCAUUGAAUACCAUAAACUUAUACUUGAAGUGGAGGAUUUCAAAAAUGGCAAAGUUGAUACUGCUUUUAUCCCGAAGCACGAGCAGGAAUUAGCAGCGCCCCAGAACCUGGUGCCAACAACUUCAGGCAAAGAACUAGCUGGCACAGCUGCUUAGAUGGAUUGUUUGCUCUGGUAUUUCAGUCUUUUCUCAGUUCCAGUUCUAACAAAUCAAAAUGGUUGCUAUUGGUAUUGGUGGAAGGAGGAAAUACCGAGUGUUGUCAUGAUGAUGCAAAAGCCUAAUGCUAGAUGUUGAAUUUUUUCCAUUGAGCAUCCUGAGUGCAAAGGUCCUUGUUUUUUGGGAUCUAAUGCACCUUUUCUGACAGGAAAAGCAUGUAAACUUGGUGUGCUUCUUGCCAGCUUUGGCUAUAACUCGACUUGUAUCCUCCAAUGUUUAGCUUCAUACCAAAUUUAAUUAUUAACGUUUUGUUUUUGAGAAUGAAAGGAAAUUAUAAAGGCAGCAACACUUUAUAGAGCCGCAUUAGUGUUCAAUAAUAUGAGCAAAUAUUCAAUACACCUCGACUUGUCUUUUUGGCACAUGAUA
Molecule: messenger RNA, 2253 nt
Organism: Quercus lobata
Lineage: Eukaryota; Viridiplantae; Streptophyta; Magnoliopsida; Fagales; Fagaceae
Product: biotin carboxylase 1, chloroplastic
Exons: 17
Coding region: 217-1827 (536 amino acids)
Molecular function (GO): metal ion binding; ligase activity; ATP binding
Source: RefSeq, a predicted model, not a curated record